Molecule: messenger RNA, 734 nt
Organism: Cylicocyclus nassatus
Lineage: Eukaryota; Metazoa; Nematoda; Chromadorea; Rhabditida; Strongylidae
Source: the annotation of a GenBank genome assembly
UUGCAGGUAAACCUCUUCAUCGACGAUGCGACAAUUUCAGCAGCGACAUAACCUUUUCGACACUCUACAUCGCUACAGCAUGGUGGUUGGCAUUCUCUCAUGUCUGUUACAUGUGGCCUUCGAUGGCCUCGCAUCACUUCCACUACUGGUAGCAGUCUCUUACCUUAUGUGCGCUCAUUACGGAUGUUCUUCCCGUAACCGAUUUUCCAUCACCUACAUUCGUGAGGUGUGGGCAAAAGCCAAAACAAAGACGCUUCUCCGAGUUUUCUCCAUGACGGAAUUAUGUUUGCUGCGAAUAGUUUUCUUGUCAUUGCACGAAUCUAAAGUUGAUGAUACCAUAACCGUGUUUUUGGCAUACGUUCAAUUACUAAUCGCCUUCACCGACAACUUAAGCCUAUGUUGUGAGCUAGAGGAGUCUCGUUCGUCAAGACGACGAGGCCUUCGAUGGAACGAACGACCACAGGCUGCAGCUGCCGCAUGAUGGGCACAUUUACCUACUUUAUACAAAAUUUAUCACUCUUACAUCGUUCCCAACAUUGCCUCUACUUAUCCGUUCAGUACUAGGAACGGCCAAUGUUGAUGAUUUUUUGUAACAUAAUGAUUGUUUUCUGUGCUGCAGGGUUGUUCGGGUAUAAUUUUCUAGGUGCUCACGUCAAUCUACUAUGGGGUGUACAAAAUACCUGUGCUGUACAUAAUCUUGUGAUCAUCGCUUAUAAAUAAAUAUAAAACCUGUG